UUUAUCAAUGCUUCCGCCUAGGAAAGUAGUUCCCAACUCCCGCUGCCACCGGCGCCAGCGAACGGCCCGUUGGCCGGGAGGCUGACCAUCUGGGACUGCAGUGUCGGCGGAGGGCCGCCCCCGCGAGGUAGGGCCGAGAAGCGGAGAGGAGAGAGUCCCAUCCUGCGAAUCCUUCCGCCUGCGGUAUCGGUGCUGAGGUCGCGAAGCCGCCAUUUUGGAUGCCUGGCUCCUGUUACCGCCGCUUCCUCCGCUGCAGGGACCCGGCCCGAGGAUGCCAGCCCCCAUCAGACUGCGGGAGCUGAUCCGGACCAUCCGGACAGCACGAACCCAAGCAGAAGAGCGUGAAAUGAUUCAGAAAGAAUGUGCUGCCAUCCGGUCAUCCUUCAGAGAAGAGGAUAAUACAUACCGCUGCCGGAAUGUGGCAAAACUACUGUACAUGCACAUGUUGGGUUACCCUGCGCAUUUUGGACAGUUGGAGUGCCUCAAACUUAUUGCCUCUCAGAAAUUCACAGACAAGCGCAUUGGGUACUUAGGUGCCAUGCUGCUACUGGAUGAGAGACAGGAUGUCCACCUUCUCAUGACCAACUGCAUCAAGAAUGACCUUAAUCACAGCACACAGUAUGUGCAGGGGCUGGCACUCUGCACCCUCGGCUGCAUGGGCUCCUCUGAGAUGUGCAGAGACCUGGCAGGAGAAGUGGAGAAACUCCUCAAAACAUCCAACUCUUACCUAAGAAAAAAGGCAGCACUGUGUGCUGUGCAUGUCAUUAGGAAGGUGCCUGAACUCAUGGAGAUGUUCCUGCCAGCCACCAAAAACCUACUGAAUGAGAAGAACCAUGGUGUUCUUCACACAUCAGUUGUCCUCCUCACAGAGAUGUGUGAGAGAAGCCCAGACAUGUUAUCACACUUCAGAAAGAAUGAAAAGCUUGUACCCCAGUUAGUUCGUAUUCUAAAGAACCUUAUCAUGUCUGGAUAUUCACCAGAGCAUGACGUGUCUGGGAUCAGUGACCCCUUUCUGCAGGUGCGAAUCCUGCGGUUACUAAGAAUUCUGGGGCGAAAUGAUGAUGACUCAAGUGAAGCAAUGAAUGACAUACUUGCUCAGGUUGCCACUAAUACAGAAACAAGUAAAAACGUGGGUAACGCCAUCCUCUAUGAAACUGUAUUGACUAUUAUGGACAUCAAGUCUGAGAGUGGACUGCGAGUGUUAGCCAUUAACAUCCUAGGCCGUUUCUUGUUAAAUAACGACAAAAAUAUUAGAUAUGUAGCUUUGACAUCUUUGUUGAAGACUGUGCAGACAGACCACAAUGCAGUACAGCGACACAGAAGCACCAUUGUGGACUGCCUAAAAGAUCUGGAUGUCUCCAUUAAACGGCGUGCAAUGGAGCUGAGCUUUGCAUUAGUUAAUGGCAACAACAUCCGUGGAAUGAUGAAGGAACUGCUGUAUUUCCUGGAUUCCUGUGAGCCAGAGUUCAAGGCAGAUUGUGCCUCUGGAAUAUUUCUUGCAGCAGAGAAAUAUGCCCCUUCCAAACGCUGGCACAUAGACACAAUUAUGCGAGUCCUAACAACGGCAGGAAGUUAUGUUCGAGAUGAUGCUGUCCCCAACCUGAUCCAGCUGAUAACAAAUAGCAUGGAGAUGCAUGCCUAUACUGUACAGAAACUCUACAAAGCCAUCCUUGGUGACUACUCCCAGCAGCCCCUAGUGCAGGUGGCCUCUUGGUGUAUGGGAGAAUAUGGAGACCUCUUGAUAUCUGGUCAGUGUGAAGAGGAGGAGCCAGUUCAGGUAACGGAAGAGGAAGUACUCGAUAUUUUAGAAAGUGUCCUGAUAUCAAACAUGUCUGCAUCCGUUACACGAGGUUAUGCUCUCACCGCCAUCAUGAAGCUUUCCACAAGGUUCACCUGCACUGUCAACCGCAUUAAGAAGGUUGUGUCCAUCUAUGGCAGCAGCAUUGAUGUGGAGCUCCAGCAGAGGGCAGUGGAGUACAAUGCACUUUUCAAGAAGUAUGAUCACAUGAGGUCAGCCCUACUUGAGCGAAUGCCAGUUAUGGAAAAGGUGACCACAAAUGGCCCCACUGAGAUUGUACAGACCAAUGGAGAGACAGAGCCAGCAGUGCUGGAAACCAAACCUCCCCCCUCUGGGCUGCAGCCCACCAGCCAGGCAAAUGACUUGUUGGACUUAUUGGGAGGAAAUGAUAUAACCCCAGUCAUUCCAACUGCCCCUACAAGCAAGCCAGCCUCUGCCGGUGGGGAGCUCCUUGACCUCCUGGGAGAUCUCAGCCUAACAGCUUCUCCAGCCUCGGUCCCUGCCCCACAGAUAUCGCAGCCUUCGUUCCUGUUGGAUGGGCUCUCAUCACAGCCUCUCUUCAAUGAUAUUGCUGCUGGCAUCCCCUCCAUCACAGCAUACAGCAAGAAUGGGCUGAAGAUAGAGUUCACCUUUGAGAGAUCGAACACCAACCCCAGCAUCACCGUGAUCACGAUACAAGCCUCCAACAGCACAGAGCUGGACAUGACAGACUUUGUUUUCCAGGCUGCGGUACCAAAGACAUUCCAGCUGCAGCUUCUGUCUCCCAGCAGCAGCAUCAUCCCAGCAUUUAACACGGGGACCAUCACACAGGUCAUCAAAGUUCUGAACCCACAGAAGCAACAGCUACGUAUGCGGAUCAAGUUGACCUAUAAUCACAAGGGCUCAGCAAUGCAGGAUCUAGCAGAAGUUAACAACUUCCCCCCUCAGUCCUGGCAGUGAGGCUCUGGCACCAUUCUUACUCACCCCACCCAAUCAAAGGAACUCUGGGAAGAAGGUGGAUCCCUGGCAAUCCCCCAAACUGCACCAUGGACCUGGGGAACGAUGAGACCUGCUGAUGAGGAGGAAUCUUCCUGAAGUGAUUGCUGAUUUUGAAGCAUAUCUGUUAAGACUAACUUCCUCCCCUCCACUGAUGAGGCUUGCUGCUUGUGGAGGCUGCUCUGCACUCCCCCAUGCAUUCAGAGUCGGAAGCAACAUUCUCCUUCCCCCCAAGAAACAUGCAGUUCGUUUGGAAGAGAGGACUGGAAUUGCUUGCAAGGAAACACAUUUUUCUCUCCUCCCCGCUCCUGCCUCCGUGCAGCAAGUGAGCAGCUGUCCCUUCUUUCUGCUGCCUUCUUUCCGUGGGGUGGGUGUAAGGUGGGUUUUGAGUCAUUACUAGCAGGCACUUUCAUCUGGGGUUUGGGGGAGAAGCUUAUCCAGAGACCAUUAGGGAGCCCUGCCUUUUUCUUUCGGUUUCCUCAAUGUGUGAAGAGGCUGUGAGCUCCUAGUGGCCUGUUCUGUGCAUUGCUGUAUGCACACAGACACCUUAGCUAUACGACACCAACAGCAGGUCAGGGACAGCGCGCGGGAAAAGUGAUGCUGAUGAGAUCUGAUCCAGUUGAUUUGGUGCUAUAUUUGAAUGUGAAGCCCUGACACUUCCAUUUCCUUCACUUUCCAUCAUUGGUUGCAGCUGUGCAGACUCACAGUGGCUCUUCUGUAGCUAUCUCGAAAGCAUCACAAUGGAUCAGAGACUCCAACCCACCCCAUUCCCAAAAUUUCAAAACUCUUAUUACCCAGUCCCUUGACUGUUGGCUGUGGUAGGUGGGUAGAAAGGCAACAGUCCAAUCUAUAGAUCACUUUUUGAUAAGAGGCCCCAUUGCCUGCUGGGAGGCUUGGCAUAGACUACACUGCAAAGUCACUUUUCCCUGUUACUCCAGACUCUUCCCCCCUUUCAUUUCCUAAGCCUGUCAUAGACCCCUGGAUUCCAUCCAAGUUCAUUCUUCUGACUGGGAUGUUUAUAUUGUAUCUGUAAUGCUGGCACUGAAAUAAAGACCAUGCAGUUUAAAGAGACCUUUCCCACUUGGUACUUAAUGGUGGUGUAACGAAACCCUGUUGCUCCUUGCUCCCCGUUCAGUGAAGUCCAUGUCAAUCCGAUGUGGCACCCACAUUUAUCUCAAAUUGAAAGUAACUAAGCAAGCUGCUGUUUGCAUGGAGGCCAGUUUCUUAAGCAUAUGGGUCCAAAGACCUGAGGUCUAGUGCUCUUCAGAGCUAUGUCAGUGAUUUCCAGAGAAGAACUAUGUAGUACUGCACUGUGCGUUUUUUAGUAUGCAGUGUCAGCCAGGUAGUGGCUUCAUGAACCUCUGUGGAGAGGUGAAGAAUGGGAGCCAAGGUCCAUAGCGAGAGAGAGGGCAGCUAUGUAUGGUGUUGAGCACCCUCCAGGACUGGGGAAGGGGAGGGGGCACACCUUGGAUUUUCAUCCCUUGAGCAUAUUGGCAUGUUGAGUAGAGUCUUUUCUCCAACCCUGAUGCUUUCUCAAAGGAAACUGGUAGCAAAUCUGCUUUACUUCUCCCAUAGAGCCUUCUAGAUGAUGACCCGUCAGUGGUCCUGAGACCUGUACCCUUCAGGUGGUCACAAAGGACUGACACCAGGUGCUGGUCUUCACUGGAAAUGUUUCCAUCUGUCAGUGUAACUGAUUUGGAUGCAGGACCUGAUGUUUGCCAACUGUUGAUGGGUGGUCAGAGCAGGUUAUAGCCUUGGGUUCUGUGAGACUGCAUGCAAGUGUGGGACGCUGGUCAUUUAGAAAAAGUAGGGAGAGCUGCUCUGCCUUUGCCUUUGAAAAGUGGUCAUUAAAGAUUUAUGUUCAGACUGCUUUUUUAAAUGGUGUUAAAUAAUACUGUCAAAUUGGCACAAGGCUUAGCAGUGUGAUUGAUGGGUAGGUCCCUGCAGCAGCACUAGUUUAUCUCUUACUCAUGGAGGCCAUCUCUUUGCCUUCCAACAUUUGGAAGGGAUCAGCUAAGGCCUUUUUGACUAGAAUAGAAGCUCUCUAGCAUUCUGCUGGCAUUGGCAUCUGCUUGAGACUAUAGGAAGAAUAAGCUAUACCACACAGUGUCUCCCUUGAGAACAGAACUGAUCCUGGGUUGUAGCAUUUACAAGAGCAAUGUCUUGGCCUAAUCAUCAAGGAUGUCUGCUUCAGACAGAAGCACGAGGAUUCAGGCAGCCCAGUACUAUUUAACACCUAUAUAAGGGUCCAUUCUUGGAACUGCUGAGUUUUACUUCCCAUUCACUUCAGCCACAAGUGAGGGUGGUGAUGAGCAUCUCUCUGGUUCAGAAACGCAUUCAGAUAUCAGGCUAAGUCUGUGCCUUAGUUCUCAUGAACUCUCCCAUUCUCCUCUGAAGGCUGCACCUGCCACAAAGUCGCUCAUUACUGUGAAGACUGCUGCACUUCAAUAGUUCCUUUUUCAUAGGAAGAGCAGUGAUGCUGGAGCAUUAGUGAGGACAGAGCUAAUGCUGCAGAAGCAAUGGUCACUCUGGCCUGUUGACUGCUGUACAGCUGAAAGCUGAAUACCUCAUUGCUUCAGCUGCCGUUACUUCCUCUCUUCUGGAGCAGCAUGUGUUUUGCCAGUAGCUUUCCAAAUGGAAAGCUUGUAGGGAUAAAUUCCUCCUGUGUGCUUGGCUCCUCUUCAGCCUCAUUCCAUGGAAGAGAUGUUUGUAUAUGUAUGGAGCUCUCUGCACUUGACACAAAGUGUUGGUGCAGUUGUCCUGAGUCUCCUGACUGAGUUCAGGAGAAUGCAUGUGGCAGGGUGAGUGGUGUGGAUUGUACACCUGUAGGACGUUCAGUUUGAGGCCAUCCCUUGGCUGAGAGAUAAUCCUUAUGAAGAGGCUAAGCAUUUCUGUUGUCCUUGGAGGUCUCCGCCUUCCUCUUGCUAGGGAUAAUGGUCCUAACACCAUACCAGAGUGAGAGAAAGUUUCAUACCCCCCGUGCACACCUAGUGAUCAAUCCCUUUGUUUGCUACUUGACCCUGGGCAGGUCUCUUAAACCCAUCCUGUUUCCUUGUUUGUAACUUGGGUGUAAUAAUACUUGUCCACCUCUGUAAAGUGCUUUGAGCACUGUUUACGUUGACACCAAUGGAAUGGGACAGUUGUACACGUCUGAUGACAUCCUUCCCAUUUUAAUGCACGGGGACAGUGCUGAGAGCUGGAUACAGACUUAGAGUUAACCUUUCUGACACUCUGCAUAGAGAGUUUGGGGCUGGGAGAAGGGGGUGAAUGUCUCUUUAUUCCCCCCCCCCCCCCCGCCAGUGAAUGUAUUAAAAUCUUUGAGCCAUGAGACAGCAGAAGGAAUAGGAGCUGUAUCAGGCUGAAGGCAAAGGAGAUGGGGAGGAGGCAAGUAAAAGUCCUGAGAUUUGAUUUUGUGCAGCUUCUUGGGGGAACGGCACAUGGAAUUGAUAUGAACAACUCUUUCAAGCAAUAGGAGUGAGUAGCUGCUGCCUACACAGAUCCUUGGAUAUUUAACCCAGAAGAUGCUGAUGCAUCUGGGACAGGCAUUUCAUUCCUUUCCCUAGGACUGGUUCUGGAGCAGCAAGGAUGCCUUUUUUUAGACUUCCUGGUAUGCUUUCCAUGUGUUCAUUUUCUGCUUGGGGGCUGUGAGGGAAGGAGCCAUUGGACGCUUCCCUCUGUGAACUCACUUUAUUCCUGUAGUCUUUUUCUUUCCUGAAGUUGUAAGUUACAUUUUACAUGGAAUCCCAUCCCAUCUCCUUGACUGUAUUUAAAAAAAAAAAAAAAAAAAGCCCUUUCUGAGAGGGGAGCCUGAUGACGUUCUAACUAUUGCAGAUUUUUGAGAUGUGAAAAAAAUUUAAUUAAAUGCUAAGUCUUACAGGUGAGUGAGGAGCAUAACAGAUGUAAACAUUUACAUGGGAUGCAUUAGAAUUCUGCUGUGUGUAUUGUCUUUCAGUUGAAACAAAUUAUGAAGUGACUAAUAAUAAAGUCAAUACUCAGUGAUUUAAAA
Molecule: messenger RNA, 6779 nt
Organism: Mauremys mutica (yellowpond turtle)
Lineage: Eukaryota; Metazoa; Chordata; Testudines; Geoemydidae
Gene: AP1G1
Product: adaptor related protein complex 1 subunit gamma 1
Exons: 24
Coding region: 272-2737 (821 amino acids)
Biological process (GO): intracellular protein transport; Golgi to vacuole transport; receptor-mediated endocytosis
Cellular component (GO): membrane coat; Golgi apparatus; AP-1 adaptor complex
Molecular function (GO): clathrin-cargo adaptor activity
Source: RefSeq, a predicted model, not a curated record